Molecule: messenger RNA, 486 nt
Organism: Prunus armeniaca (apricot)
Lineage: Eukaryota; Viridiplantae; Streptophyta; Magnoliopsida; Rosales; Rosaceae
Source: the annotation of a GenBank genome assembly
AUGCUCUGUGACGAAUGUGCAUUAUUCGUCACAUUUAGUAAAAAAUUGGGCGCCAAGAUUUCCCGCUAUGAUGAAUUGCAAAAACAAGUCGCUGAAGGCAGUCUCAGUGUAUCUGGCAGUAAUGAUGUGUUGACCUUGGCUUUGGGUCCCGAGCAUCCAGGGAGAGUAAGAGGGGUAGGUGCUGGGAUUUCCCCUAGGCAAUACUUCAAUUUACCUAGACAACAGAGGGUAAAGUUUGCCGAUCAAUUGAAGGAAAGUGUAAGAAUUGUCCUUCAAGAAGAGACUAAGAAGAUGGAAGCUAGAUCAAGGGAAGAGACUUUAAGGAUGGAGGCUAGAACCAAGCAAUUGGUAGAGGCUGAGAGGGAACAUUUACUGAGUCAGCUUUCCCAACUCAUCCCCAAUUUUGAUCCAAGCAUGCUUAAACCGAAAACUAGCCCCUGUCAAAACCAAGGUCUAGAGCAAAGUCCCAAAAAAUCCAAUGUCUGA